Messenger RNA from Theobroma cacao (cacao), 2494 nucleotides. RefSeq names its product bZIP transcription factor 29-like. Gene Ontology annotation, biological process: regulation of DNA-templated transcription. The record is from RefSeq and is a predicted model, not a curated record. Gene Ontology annotation, cellular component: nucleus. Gene Ontology annotation, molecular function: DNA-binding transcription factor activity. Lineage: Eukaryota; Viridiplantae; Streptophyta; Magnoliopsida; Malvales; Malvaceae.
CUCACUUGAAAAAUGGCGGAGAUAAAGGAGAAAUAAUCGGGAAAACGCGUAGCUAAAAUAUAAAUUUCUUCUCUAUCCUCACGCGUUAUUUUCUCACUGACAAGGAAAAUCCAGGUUUGUCCUGUAGUGAAAGGGGGAGCUUUUGUCUUAACAAGAACUAAAUUUCCGGCAAUUCCCCUCCCUUCUCAAGUCUUUGGUUCAGACUUUUUGGACAGUGUAAUCACCGCCACAUUUGGCUGAAACAUUGGUCAAUCAUUUUGGUUCACUUUGCAUAUUUGGCCUCGCAUUUCCCCCACAAAAACAACCUCUUGUUUCUCUGAUUCAUUGUACUGGACCAAGCUAGGGUUCUUGAACCAGUUUGUGUGUGUGUGGAGCAGCUGGAGAAAGCUAUGAAACGAAAUGGAGGGUAUUAGUGAGAGUAGAAGUAAUAUGCAGAAGCUUCAAUCACCACCGUCGAAUUCCAUCCCUAAGCCACAAAGCAACUUAGAUAUACCCAUUUUCAAUGCCUCUCAAAUGGCUCCUUCUCCUCAUACGCGUUUAAGUCCUGAGAACAAUAACAACAAAAGACCCGGGAUACCUCCUUCACACCCCAAUUACCCCGCUGCUACAUCGCCUUACUCACAGAUCAUUGGUUCUCGUUCCAAUUCUCAACAAGGGGCACCGUCUCAUUCCAGGUCUCUAUCUCAACCCACAUUCUUUUCCCUUGAUAGCUUGCCCCCAUGGAGUCCUCCCCCUUAUCGAGAGCCGUCUGUCGCGUCUCUGUCUGAUCCUGCUUCUAAUGAUGUUUCUAUGGAAGAAAGGGUAGUCAAUUCUAAUGUUAGGUCCUCACUUCCUUCACCUGUUGCUAGAGGAGUUAACGAGUUUCGUGUCGGCGAGAGUUCGAGUUUGCCUCCGCGUAAAGGACAUAGGCGGUCUAGCAGUGAUGUUCCACUAGGAUUUUCUGCUAUGAUUCAGUCUUCGCCUCAAUUGCUUCCCAUAGGGAGUCGUGGCGUGUUGGAUAGGUCAGUUUCGGGUAGGGAGAGUUCUUCUGGUGUGGAGAAACCGAUUCAGCUGGUGAAACGAGAAUCAGAAUGGAGCAAGGAUGGGAGUAGUAAUGUAGAAGGGAUGAGUGAAAGGAAAUCCGAGGGGGAUGUUGCUGAUGACUUGUUCAAUGCGUACAUGAAUUUGGACAGUCUUGAGACAUUGAACUCUUCUGGAACUGAGGAUAAGGAUUUGGAUAGCAGAGCAAGUGGCACAAAGACAUAUGGAGGUGAAAGUAGUGACAAUGAAGUGGAGAGUAGAGUAAAUGGACAUCCAAUUAGUAUGCAGGGAAUGAGUGCUGGUGCUUCAAAUGAGAAGGGGGUCAAGAGGAGUGCUGGUGGAGAUAUUGCUCCCACUGCUCGGCAUCAUAGAAGUGUUUCAAUGGAUAGUUACAUGGGAAGUCUGCAAUUUGAUGACGAAUCAUCAAAGAUUCCUCCUGGUAGCUCAGUGGAUGCAAAUUCGGGCAAGUUCAACCUUGAGCUUGGGAGUAGUGAGUUCAGUGAAGCUGAGAUGAAAAAGAUCAUGGAAAAUGAGAAGCUUGCUGAGAUUGCUUCUGUAGACCCAAAACGCGCCAAAAGGAUUUUGGCUAAUCGUCAAUCAGCUGCUCGUUCAAAGGAGCGGAAGAUGCGGUACAUUGCAGAAUUAGAACACAAGGUGCAAACUCUGCAAACAGAGGCAACCACAUUAUCUGCACAGCUAACAAUGUUACAGAGAGACUCUGCUGGGCUUACUAGUCAGAACAAUGAGUUGAAAUUUCGUCUUCAGGCCAUGGAGCAACAGGCCCAACUGAAAGACGCACUAAACGAAGCAUUAGCUGCCGAAGUCCAGCGACUGAAGGUUACUGCAGCAGAGCUCAGUGGGGAGGCUCAUCUUUCAAGCUGCAUGGCUCAGCAGCUUUCGCUGAAUCAUCCGAUGUUCCAAUUACAGCCUCAGCAACCUCAGCAGGUGAAUGUUUAUCAGAUGCAGCAACAGCAGCAACACCAACAGCCACAGCACAGUCAGCACAACCAGUUGCAGACCCAGCAGCAACAGAAUGAUGACCCUACUGCAAAUGAAUCUAAGUGAUGACUGGCUGAGUCAAGCAUCAGCUUCCAUGCAGCUAGAUUUUCGCAACAAGAACUGGAUUUGAAAUAUCAGUGAUCAAAUAGAGGUUUCUAUACCUAUAAGAUAUAUUUAAGACGUUUCUACACCUAUCAGAUAUAUUUAAGAGGUUUCUACAUCUAUUAGAUAUAUUUCUUCUAGUAAACUUUGACCAUUAUUUCGUUCGUUGGGUGUGUUGUCAUGCCAAGGCAGUGGAGAGUUGAAGCUGAAACUCGUCCCCUGUCGAUUCAUUUAUCGUAGAGACAGAGACAACCUCAAAGCAUUGUCUAUAUAUGAUAGUUAUAUUUUGUUUUUUCUCUGCAUGUAAUGACUGCAUAUGGCUACAAACCUUGGAAUAUUAUAAUAAUUUCAGAGACGUUAUUAAUUACUUGAA